Peniophora sp. CBMAI 1063 is the source of this 807-nucleotide messenger RNA. The record is from the annotation of a GenBank genome assembly. Lineage: Eukaryota; Fungi; Basidiomycota; Agaricomycetes; Russulales; Peniophoraceae.
AUGUCUGGAACCGGUCCUCGCGAGAAUAUCUUCCCCACGCGCAUGGCGCUCACGAACACCAAGUUGCGGUUGAAGGGCGCACAGACUGGACACUCGUUACUGGCCAAGAAGCGCGAUGCUCUCACGACCCGUUUCCGUGCUAUUUUGCGCAAGGUCGAUGAGGCAAAGCGCAAGAUGGGCCGUGUAAUGCAACUUGCGUCGUUCUCACUCGCCGAAGUGACGUACGCGACGGGCGAUAUAUCCUAUCUGGUCCAGGAACAAGCCAAACAGGCAACAUUCCGUGUCAAGGCAAAGCAGGAGAACGUAUCUGGUGUUGUACUACCCACAUUCGAAGUCGAUCGUGUACAAGGAUCUGACUUCAACUUGACCGGUCUUGGACGAGGAGGACAGCAAGUGCUGCGCUCAAAGGAGGUCUAUGCUAAGGCGGUCGAGACGCUUGUCGAGCUUGCGUCGUUGCAGACCGCGUUCAUGAUACUCGACGAGGUUAUUCGCGCCACGAACCGACGUGUGAACGCCAUUGAACACGUCGUCAUCCCGCGGUUGGACAACACCAUCAAGUACAUCAUGAGUGAGCUGGACGAGAUGGAUCGUGAAGAGUUCUUCAGGUUAAAGAAAGUGCAGGGAAAGAAGAAGAGGGAUACCGAGGCUGCGGAGAACAAGCGGAAGGCGGACCUGGCCGCUGCAGCCACUGCGGAGUUUGGGGAGGCAGAAGGAAAGACUACGGCACCUCCGAGCGUCAUCGAUGAGGAGCCCAGCGAGGGAACCGGUGAUCUGCUGAACGACAAGGAUGCGGAUGUCAUAUUCUGA